Messenger RNA from Nicotiana tabacum (common tobacco), 1513 nucleotides. Its product is annotated as mitotic checkpoint protein BUB3.1. Lineage: Eukaryota; Viridiplantae; Streptophyta; Magnoliopsida; Solanales; Solanaceae. The record is from RefSeq and is a predicted model, not a curated record. Gene Ontology annotation, molecular function: protein binding.
ACCAGUAGUCCAGUAAAAUGGAAAAGAUGUUAGGCCCUACCCCGCUUUUUAAUCUCUACAAAAUUCUUUUGCCAAAAUUUAGAACCCCAAAACAAUCAGUACUCCUCACUCCCAAUUUGGCCCCAAUUUGAAUUCAAAAUCUGGAAGCAUUCAUGUGACUUUUUCAUUUUUUCAAAAACUCUCUCUCUUCUCUCCCUCCACUCUCUGUGAAACCCUAGACACACACUCCAUACGCUCUCGCAACCUCUACCUCUCUCUUAAAUCAGCAAACGACAGCGAUCUCAUGACGGCGGUGCCGCAGUCUGCCGGAAGAGAGCUCGCAAGCCCACCCAAGGACGGCAUAUCCAACCUCCGAUUCUCCAAUCACAGUGAUCACCUUCUUGUUUCGUCUUGGGAUAAGACGGUUCGUUUGUACGAUGCAAGUGCGAAUGCGUUGAGAGGAGAGUUCAUGCACGGAGGUCCAGUUCUCGAUUGUUGCUUCCACGAUGAUUCUUCUGGAUUCAGUGCUAGUGCUGAUAAUACCGUUAGAAGGCUUGUGUUCAACUAUGGAAGAGAGGAUAUCUUGGGAAGGCAUGACGCACCAGUUCGCUGCAUUGAAUACUCAUAUGCAACCGGACAAGUGAUAACUGGCAGCUGGGACAAAACCUUGAAAUGCUGGGAUCCCAGAGGUGCAAGUGGACAGGAACGUACUCUUGUUGGAACGUAUACACAACCAGAGCGUGUUUACUCUCUUUCCCUUGUUGGGAACCGUUUAGUAGUAGCAACUGCUGGAAGACAUGUGAAUGUCUAUGACUUGCGGAACAUGUCUCAACCUGAACAACGGAGGGAAUCUUCCUUGAAAUAUCAAACUAGAUGUGUGCGAUGUUAUCCCAACGGAACAGGCUAUGCUCUAAGUUCUGUUGAAGGUCGGGUUGCCAUGGAAUUUUUUGAUCUCUCUGAGGCCGGUCAGUCCAAGAAAUAUGCAUUUAAAUGUCACCGGAAAACUGAAGCUGGAAGGGACAUAGUCUACCCUGUAAAUGUAAUUGCGUUUCACCCUAUCUAUGGUACUUUCGCCACUGGGGGUUGUGAUGGUUAUGUUAAUGUCUGGGAUGGUAAUAACAAAAAGAGGCUAUAUCAGUACCCUAAAUAUCCUUCAAGCAUUGCAGCAUUGUCAUUUAGCAGAGAUGGUAGACUCCUGGCUGUAGCAUCAAGUUAUACAUUUGAAGAGGGAGAAAAGCCCCAUGAGCCAGAUGCCAUAAUUGUCCGCAGCGUAAAUGAAGUUGAAGUGAAGCCAAAGCCAAAGGUUUUGCCGAAUCCUACCUCAUGAAAACUAUUUCAGAAGCUCCUCGAUCCUCUCGAGUCGACUAGUUUAUCUUACUUUGGAAAACAAAAAAACUCUUAUGUACUUAAUAUUUCAAUUUGACUUCCAGGACUCAUUUCUCGUAGCUGGAAAUUCUGGAGAACAGUGAUAAAUUUGUAAUUAUCCAGUUAGCAAUUGUACCUUUUUCGAUGACUCCGUAGUCUCAUUUGCUGA